AUGUGGCGGAUCACGCGGCUCUGCUGCAAACAACUCAUACGGGAUGAAUCUUUAGUUUCCCUUCCACCCGCUGUGCACCGAUUGGAAGUUUACCGAAACGCCGUAAGUGUUGACUGCGAGGAGCGCAUCUGCGCGGAGUUGGGCCUUCUGCUGCAACGUGAGGGACACACCGCCUUUGCUGAGGGCUCCACUCCGCAGCAGAAGAUUGUGAAGCACACAUAUUUGGAACUGCAUGGUGCUCAUAAGGACUUUACGGAGGUGAAGAGUUUCCAACGGAAGGAGACGCGGAGACUCCCUGGUUUAUUAUGGUCCCCCACUCUUGUGUCAUGGAUGAAUGAAGUGGUGCCACGGGUACGUGUGUUUCCAGUGGGUGUAAUGCCAGACACGGCAAGGGUUGUGGAACAUAAUAUGACAGGAUAUGAAAUGCAUAUGGAGCACCCCACCGUUGGUUGUUCUUUUCUUUACUUAUCGUUGCUAUCUGAUACGGUCCUCACGUUCGACGAUGAGGCUACGGGGCGCUAUGGUGAAGUGUUUCUCCCCCAACGUGCGUUAAUGUGCUGCUCCGGCGAGAUUCGUUGGGGCUGGCGCUUCGGCGAGCAGUCUCGUGAGGUGCACACAUUUGUUAAUGCUUCUGGCGUUCGACGGGUUGUGGAGCCGGAUCUGCGGCUGAGUGUGCAGUUGUGGAAGUUUACACCACAAUUGCUGGAUGCGCGGCUGCUGCAGGAUCGUGUUGAGGAGUCAAUGAAGCAAAGGGAGGCUGAGGAGUCAAAUGAAGUAGUCGAAACCAUUGCUGUGGACCGUAAGAAGAAUGAAGAGGAGCAUAAGGGCUCUGCCUCCUCCCAUGCAUUGUUUAGCGCCCUAGCGGAAAAAGGUGCCUCCGGGACAGGGCCUCUCGGUGGUGAGUAUGUGGAGGGGAGAACGCAGGCCUGCAAGGGUGUGGAAGGAAAGAGCAUGACGAUGGAAGAUAUUGGUCGGGACUACAACACCUACAAGCAACAGUUUCAAAACGUUCACGGUGUGCUACAAGAGAUGAAGGCACUGCAGGAUGCGGGUCAACCCAUCAAUGACAUGUGGCUGAGGAAGCGUAUACUUGAUGGUCAGAAGGAUGACAAUCAUGACGCGCAGGACGGUUUCGAUCCAAACGAUGUGGAGGGAACGUGGGAUCGUGUGGAUGCAAAGGCACGGUUCUACAAGGCACGCCUGAAGGGUAUGGACUACGAUGGCACCGCCAACAGCAACAGCUCGAUGCCGGAUGUGACAGAAGACGCUCCUCUUGAUAUGAAGAAGACAAUUCAGAAGAUCGCCCCACUCGUAAAGGACGGCGAUAAGAUCCUUGCGAGCCUGCCGUGUGGUCAAUGA
Trypanosoma brucei brucei TREU927 is the source of this 1359-nucleotide messenger RNA. RefSeq lists its product as hypothetical. Lineage: Eukaryota; Euglenozoa; Kinetoplastea; Trypanosomatida; Trypanosomatidae. Bases 1 to 1359 code for a protein of 452 amino acids. The record is from RefSeq and is a predicted model, not a curated record. The transcript has a single exon.